Molecule: messenger RNA, 2016 nt
Organism: Laetiporus sulphureus 93-53
Lineage: Eukaryota; Fungi; Basidiomycota; Agaricomycetes; Polyporales; Laetiporaceae
Product: gamma-glutamyltranspeptidase
Exons: 17
Coding region: 199-1929 (576 amino acids)
Source: RefSeq, a predicted model, not a curated record
GUGUAUCAUAGCAUAUGUAAGGAGAAGCUGGGCCAUUGUUUUUGUGCGCUGAUGGGCGACGGAAGGCCGUUCCCGCGCACGAUAGUCUUGUGCAUUGAGUCAGUGGAGAUAUCGAUAAGUAAUUCAUUGCGUUCACAUUUAACAGCAUACACCGAUUUUGAGCGUUCUCGGUGACUCCGCCUCUCGAGACCAGCCACGAUGAAGAUUGACUGGAGCAAGGUGUAUCAGCCCGAGAUCGUAUUCCAGCGGUUUCCAAGCCGGCGAUCCCAAGUAUACAGCACCAAGGGCAUGGUGGCUGCAUCGCAGCCUUUGGCUGUUGAAGCAGGGCUGGAGGUUUUGAGAAAAGGCGGGAACGCGGCCGAUGCCGCCGUCGCCGUUUCUGCCGCAUUGAACGUGACGGAACCUAGCUGUUGUGGGAUCGGUGGAGAUGCAUUCUGUCUCUUUUAUGAUGCGAAGAGCAAAGUUGUCAAGGCCCUAAAUGGCUCCGGACGAUCUCCGGCGAAACUGACCAUUGACUAUGUUCGCCAGCAGGGCGUUACAGGCAAUAAGAUUCCAGCUGCUAACCUCAAUAGUGUAACAGUACCUGGUGCUGCCGCGGCAUGGGUCGACACAGUCUCACAAUUCGGAAAUGGGAAACUCUGCCUCGCUGAUGUACUGGAGCCUGCUAUCAAGCUUGCAGAAGAAGGCGUACCGGUAUCGGAGAUCCAUGCAUUCUCUUGGCAAAGAUCCGAGGAGCUUAUCAAGGAUGCUUCACCGAAUGGAGAUGAGAUGCUCCUGAAUGGCAAGGCUCCACUCCUCGGGCAAGUCGUGAAGCUGCCCAACCUUGCGAAAACCUUCCGCUCCGUGGCCGAAUACGGCAAAGACGGCUUCUACAAGGGUUGGGUUGCCGAAGCGAUCGUUGAGCUUAUACAGAGCAAAGGAGGCGUGAUGGAGCUCGAGGACCUUGCUGAGCACGAGACCUCCUUCGUAGAUCCUAUCAGCUACACAUUUCAAGAUGAAGUCACUCUGUAUGAGUGUCCUCCGAAUGGGCAAGGUAUCACCGCCUUGCUUGCGCUAGGUAUUUUGGAAAACAUGGAGAAACAGGGUAAAAUCCGGUCCCUGCUGGAGAUGGAGCAUAAUUCUGCAGAGUACCUUCACGCCCUUGUUGAGGCUCUCCGGCUCGCAUUUGCUGACACCCAAUACUACGUCACGGACCCCGACACAACAAACAUCCCUGUUGCUGAGCUCUUGAGCAAGGAAUAUUUGGCUUCCAGAGCGAGUCUAUUCGAUCCCAAGAAGACGAAUGCCAAGGUCAUCCAUGGCAACCCAGUUUUCUCGUCAGACACGGUCUACUUCUCGGUAACGGAUCAGUGGGGUAAUGCCUGCAGUUACAUUCAGAGCAACUAUGCUGGCUUCGGAACGGGAGCUGUACCAAAGGGCUGUGGCUUCACGUUGCAAAACCGUGGCAGCAAUUUCAACCUCACACCCGGUCAUCCAAAUGCAUUGGAGGGUGGUAAACGACCGUAUCAUACCAUCAUCCCUGCGAUGGCGCUCAGAGGCAAAGAUUUGUUCCUUUGCUACGGCGUGAUGGGCGGGUUCAUGCAGCCGCAAGGCCACGUUCAGGUACUGCUCAAUAUUCUCCGCGGUUUCACCGCCCAAGCUGCGUUGGACGCGCCCCGACUCUGCAUAUCCGCUGGGAGCCCGGACUCGCUGACGUCGGGUGAGGCAGGCGAUGUCAACAGCGAGGUAUAUUUCGAGGAAGGAAUCACACUCGAGACAGUGCAGAAACUUCGAGACAUGGGCCACGAUGCGCGGCACGUCACCGGUUUGGCAAGGGGCAUGUUCGGUCGUGGGCAGGUUAUCCAGAAGAUUGUUGACCAGUCGGGCGUGACCGUCUGGGCAGCUGGUUCAGAUAUGAGAGCUGAUGGGCACGCUUCACCUCAAAUCUAGUGACUCCACGAUGCCAGCUCCGAUAUGAUCGAGCAAGCUGGAAUAACAUGAUAACAUAUUUCCGCAUGAUGUUUUACACAGUGUAUG